AAGAAACCUGACUUGUAUUAUGGCCUGCACGACUGUAUUCUCUUGAACUUCAAUUUCCAUUUGCAGCUUCAAAACUUUAUCUGAGCUGUUUUUAUCUGUAUUUUAAUAAAUAUACUGUUUGUCUUAUUGUGAUCUUCCAAGUAAAGUCAACCCCUUAUAUAAAAAAAACCAUAGAAAACCAGAGUUGUUUCUGCCCACUUCAGCUCCUCUUUUCUUCAUUUUUAUGAUUACUUUCAUACUUCAUUUGAGAAAAAUGUUGAAAUUUUCAGCUAUGUGAGUAUAAAGUUUGCAUUUUUAUUUAUAUUAUAAGUAGCAUUAUCUGCAUGUUCUGAAAUGGAAGUUCUUGAAAAGGGUAAAAUUCAAUCUUGUUACCAUUUUGGUGGCUUCUACAUUGUGUAUUGAAGAUUUAUAGGUAUUUUUGUUUGAAAAGUUAUGAUGGAGUUCAAGAAAGCCAAGACGGUAAGGUUUGAGACUUCAUGGGAGAAGAAUGAGAACAAUCUUCUUGAAAAGCAACUACCUUUAUAUGCUGGAAGUUUACUAAAACCUGAUGAUAGAAAUGUUGACAAAGUUGGAGCAAGUAAAGUUCCUAAAUUUGGAAAGUUUAAGGUUUUCCCAGAAAAUUAUGUACAAGAAAAAAAGAAAAUCCUUGAUCCAGGCAGUGAAAUUGUUAUACAAUGGAAUAGAGUUUUCUUGUUUUCUUGUUUGAUGGCUCUCUUUAUGGAUCCAUUAUUUUUUUACCUUCCAUCAGUGGUGAAUAAAGGGAAGUCAUCAUGUAUGACAAUUGACUCAAAUCUUGGGAUUACUGUGACAUGUUUUAGGACAGUGGCAGAUAUUUUCUACAUGUUACAUGUGAUUAUUAAGUUUAGGACUGCUUAUGUUUCAAGAAGGUCAAGGGUGUUUGGAAGAGGGGAACUUGUUAUGGAUAAGAAAUUGAUUGCAAGGAAGUAUUUGAAGACUGAUUUCAUCAUUGAUGCUAUUGCUGCUCUGCCUCUUCCUCAGAUUGUAAUAUGGUUCAUCAUACCAGCAAUUAGAAGUUCCCAUUCAGAUCAUACCAACAACGCCCUUGUACUAAUAGUCCUGCUGCAAUAUCUGCCAAGACUCUAUCUGAUUUUCCCGUUGAGUGCUCAAAUUAUUAAAGCUGCUGGGGUUGUCACAAAAACAGCUUGGGCAGGAGCUGCUUACAAUUUACUACUCUACAUGUUGGCCAGCCACGUCCUGGGUGCUUCCUGGUAUUUAUUAUCAAUCGAGAGGUAUGCUACAUGCUGGAAAAUAGCUUGUGAAAAGGAGUUCGGUCCUAUUCAAUGCUCCAGCCGUUUUCUUGACUGUGGUACUGUAGACCAUGCAGACAGGGUUACGUGGGUAAACAACACCCAAGUUUUCAGCAACUGCUAUCCUACUAAUUCGACCAUUUUCGACUUUGGGAUAUUUUCAGAUGCAGUUACAAACAAUGUUGUCUCCUCUGAGUUCCUUGAGAAGUACUUGUACUGUUUGUGGUGGGGUUUACAAAAUUUAAGUUCUUACGGCCAAAACUUGACCACAAGUACAUAUAUAUGGGAAACUUCAUUUGCCAUUCUUAUUGCUAUUUUUGGGCUAGUUCUGUUUGCUCAUUUGAUUGGAAACAUGCAGACAUACUUACAAUCUAUCACUGUGAGGCUUGAAGAAUGGAGACUCAAGCGACGAGACACUGAAGAAUGGAUGAGGCAUCGCCAACUCCCUCAGGAUCUACAAGAACGUGUUAGACGUUUUGUACAGUACAAGUGGCUUGCCACUCGAGGAGUAGAUGAAGAAUCUAUCCUGCAUGCUUUACCUUCAGACCUUCGUCGUGACAUCCAACGGCACCUAUGUUUAGACCUUGUUCGGCGUGUUCCCUUCUUCUCACAAAUGGAUGAUCAGCUGCUUGAUGCCAUAUGUGAACGUCUGGUUUCGUCGUUAAGUACUCAAGGAACAUAUAUUGUACGUGAGGGUGAUCCAGUAACUGAAAUGCUGUUUGUUAUCAGAGGGACAUUAGAGAGCUCAACCACGAAUGGGGGCCGGACAGGCUUCUUCAAUUCAAUUACUUUGAGGCCAGGUGAUUUUUGUGGUGAGGAACUACUUGCCUGGGCGUUGUUGCCAAGAUCCUCUCUUAACUUACCUUCAUCAACGAGAACAGUGAGAGCCUUGUCGGAAGUAGAAGCCUUUGCAUUACGAGCAGAGGAUCUCAAGUUUGUAGCCAAUCAAUUCAGACGUCUUCAUAGUAAGAAGCUACAGCACACCUUCCGUUAUUACUCUCACCACUGGAGAACUUGGGCUGCCUGUUUUGUUCAAGCUGCUUGGCGGCGUUUCAAGAGGAGAAAACUGGCCAAACACCUUAGUAGGAGUGAGUCCUUGUCUUAUGCUCCCGAGGAUGACCAAUCAGCAUAUGAAAGUGAGGAUGAUCAACAAAAGAAGGAUACACCAGCAAACUCUUCGAAUGUAAUACAGAAUCUUGGAGUUACAAUAUUGGCCUCAAGAUUUGCUGCACACACAAGGAGAGGAGUUCAGAAGAUGAAGGAUAUGGAUUUGCCUAAGUUACAGAAGCCCGAGGAACCUGACUUUUCGGCUGACCCAGAUGACGACUAGCUCAAAUUAUGGCCGAUUUGAAGACCAUCUCCCACAGGUGAAAUUAUACAGAACUGAAGAAGCACUAUAAAGACAUACUACAGUGAAUUUAAAGAACUUUAUUCAAGUAAAGGAAAAAAAGGAAAAAGAUCCAUUCAGGUUGUACUGCAGUUGAUUAUAAUUAUAAUCAUCAAUAGACUGUAGUUGUAAGUAGAAAAUUGGUGAAAGAGAAAAUAGGUUCCUAUAAAAUGUGAGAAGAAUUGAAUGAAAACAGCAACGGUAGGUCAGUUUGUUGAAGAAAAACAAAAGGAUAUGUUUUAUGUUU
Molecule: messenger RNA, 2902 nt
Organism: Lycium ferocissimum
Lineage: Eukaryota; Viridiplantae; Streptophyta; Magnoliopsida; Solanales; Solanaceae
Product: probable cyclic nucleotide-gated ion channel 14
Exons: 7
Coding region: 433-2598 (721 amino acids)
Biological process (GO): potassium ion transport; transmembrane transport
Cellular component (GO): membrane
Molecular function (GO): voltage-gated potassium channel activity
Source: RefSeq, a predicted model, not a curated record